GGACCAAAACAUUGAACAAACAGACAAAGCCCCUCCCCCUUUUUUGUGUUUUGAUGUACGCGUUCCUUUCAAAGUCAGGGGCGAAUCCAGCGAUUUAUAAAGGGGGUUCCAACUAAAGAUAAAAGGGGUGUUUAACUAUAUGUCCACAUUCAAUUGUGAAAAAGGGAGGAUUCAUCAUGGUGGCAGAAAGAAAUUCUGUUUUUUCUAAGAAAAGGAAGACAAGUGGAGAACAUGGUGAUGAAAAGAUUAAAGGUGGCCAAAAGAAAAGAAAAGGCAGUGAGGAUGAAGAUAUAUAUCAAAACAAUUCUGCAUUUUGUGAAUUAGUGAACAAAGCAGGACUGACAUUAAUGAAGGGAAAUAAACCUAAUUCACUGGGUUUUGACCAAGCAGUAUUUCAGAGAAAUCUCCAAGUUUCAUUAAAAAGACAUGAAAGUUAUCCAGAGGUUUUAGAGGAAUUUGUGGAAGGAUUCCAAGAAUAUAUUGAGGACCAAAAGAGAUUACACAACAGCCUGGUUCCUACAUUUACAGCAUCAGAAUGUGACAGUGCAAGAAGUGUUCAUCAAGACUGUUUAGUCAGAUUGCUUCUUGGAGUUGACUUAAUACAGACCAAACUAAUGCAUUGCUUACUAGAAAAAUUAGCAGAAUUUACAGAAGAUGACCAAUCUAUAUUUGAACAUGGUGAAAAAGUAAACAUACCAAGAUUAUUGAUGAGUCAAUUUAGAUGGCUAGACAGAAUAUUAGCAGGAAAGGAAAUUACAGAGAAGAUGGUAGAGAUGAUUGGAAUCGUCACACUAGAUGUACAAAGGGAGAUAAUUUCUUGUUUACCAGAGGUGGUAGAAGAUUCAGAACAUGGGGAUGUAGCCACUGCGUUAAGAGAUUUACUCUCACACAAUACACAGCUCACAGUUCCCAUUCUAGAUUCUUUGGCCAAUCUAAACCUUACUUCAGAAUUAUUGGCAGAGGUCAGAGGAACAGUUUUAAAGACACUUCACUCUGCAGAAGUAGAAGAACUCCCAGUCAUUAUAAAGUUUUUACUACAGUCAGUCAAUAAUCAAGAUGCAGUAGAGGUUGUGUCAGAAAUACGAGCUAACUUGGAUUUUAGUACAACUUUUAGACCUCCAAUAUCAUCUACUCCUCACCAGUCUGUACAGAGGAACAGGGAUAAAAGAUUACAGAGAAUAAGUGGUGAUGUGAACAGGGGAGCAGAAGCUUUGACCUUGGAUGCCAUUAAAUCUAGUAUAAGGUUCCAGAAAUGUGUGGCAGAAGCUUGUGUUAAGGCAAUAGAUGGAAUAAAACAGCCAGGUGACCAUAAAGUGAUCGACAUAUUCUUAUUACUGAUUCUACACAGUACAAACAGGAAGAAACCAGUAGAAAGUCUUGUCAGAAACAAAAUCAGGGCUGGUGGUAUAACAGAGGUUCUACUUCAAGAUAUCUUUACAAAUCAUAAUGAGGUGCUUAGAGAGUUUUUCCCCUCCAUUUUAUCCUUAGCAGAAGUACUGUUGAGAUCACCAGAACCAGCAGUGUCGUAUAUAGCAUGUACAUUAUACACAAAAGCUUUUGUAGCAUUUGAUUCAUUUUGUCAACAGGAAAUAGUAGGAAACCUGGUGACACAUAUUGGCAGUGGAUUUGAAAGCGAAAUCGACCAUUCAUUAGAUAUUCUGUCUGAUCUGGUGGAACAUUAUCUCACAAAGAUGGCACCAUUUGCAAUAUUUGUAAAGGGUGUUUUAGAUUACUUAGAUAAUUUAUCAGUUAUGCAGAUAAGAAAACUCUACUCCAUGUUGAGUAUCCUGGCUUUCAGAAAUCCUAAUGAUGGUGGAAUGAUACAGGAUGAUCUUCACAUAAUUAUAAGGAAACAGCUUUCAAACAACAGUCCAAAGUACAAAAGAAUGGGUAUAAUUGGUGCCAUAAUGAUUGUCAAAAGUAUAGCCUAUAACAGUAAUAAUGGACAGUCUGGAUUAACAGAGGAAUCAUACAAGCAGGUUGUAGCCUUACUGAAUCUAGUAAGAACCAGUAUUAACAGGAUACCAGAAGCAGCAGCUCUCUUCAUGGAUGAACUUGCUAAUGUUAUACAAAAAGGUUGUCUAGAUCCUAAAGUUGAGGCCUGGAUAGAUGAGACAGUGAUAUCAGAUUUCCAAGGGAAUUUUGUAUUAUAUGUUGACGAAUCUCCCAAGGAUGAAUGUUUAACCCCUGGAGAGCUACAAUAUAAUCUUGACCCAGAAAGUGAAGAACCUAUUGCAAUAUACAUGUCACAUCUGGUAGAAAAAUCUGCUGCUGAUAAAAAGAAGUCAGCAAUUAAGGAUUCUUCAAGUGAAAGUGGCUUGAGUGAUCCAUUGUGUCUGUCCCCACACUUCAGACUGUUGUAUGUUUGUGAAUCUAGACAACAGGAAGAUCUCAGUGAUAUUAAUGCUUUAUUAGGAUGCCCAGUGUUUUUACCAAAACCAGAAGUUUAUGAGAAGUUAGAACCUUUAUCACAGAAAGAAAAGGAAUUCUUGUGUGACAAUUUGUUCCUAUCACUUAAUUGGUUCAGAGAGGUCAUUAAUGGUUUUGCCACUCAAACAGACCCAGAAAUGAAGGCCAAGGUCAUAUCAAGAUUACAUAACAUUACAGAUCUUCAGAGGUCAUUGGAAAAAUGCUUGAAUGUUCAGCCAAGCUAUACCCCUCCACCUGCCCAUUUUGAUUGGUAUGAGGCACCUAAAACUGUCAUACAGAAUACAGCUACUACAACCGAGGGAAAGAAGAAGAAAACUAAGAAAGCUUCUAAGAAAAAAGCAGAUAGUAAUGAAACAACUAGAGUUGAUGAUAGUGAUGAAAGCAGUAAAGAUUCAACACAUAUAGAAAAGGAUUCACAGAAUACACAAAUAACAGAAAAUAAAGACGGAAAUAGUACCUCAAAAUCAGGAAUUAGUCUUCAGAAUUACAGACCUUUUUUCAGGGAAAUUAAUAUGGAAGUAUUUACAAUUCUGAAUACAGGAAUGAUUACAGUAGCUGAUUUAGACACAGAACAGAAUACAAAGGCUACAACAGAACUAAGUAUUCAGCCACCACAGCUAGAAUUCUUACUGGAAGAUUUGGCUUGCAAAUUAAGUCACAGUUUAAUAGCAUCAGCCUCAAAGAAGAAAACUUUCUUAAAACAAAAGACGGAUAAGAACAUAGGAUUUUCACACAUUGAUCAGUUAACACCAAAGGAAGUGGCCACAAAAGCUGUUAAAUUAUUACCAGCCUUGUGUAAUCAUCUUGAAGCUGCUAGUGGAUUCUUUCAGACAAUGAUUGCAGAGAAUGAUGGAAUGAUAGAUGGGCCUGGUUUCAACAGUCCUGAAUCCUUACUGAUGGCCUCUUGUUUCCAGAUAAUUCUACAGACAAUGUGUUCUCUGUUCUCAUGGAAUGGAUUCCUGAUGUCGGAUAACAAGUCACUGUUUAAAGAAGGACUUGGAACAUUGGUUUCAAGGAUUAAAACAACCUCUGGUUCUACACAAAUAUCUAGGCAGGAUCUAAUUAAGACAUCCUUUCAGUACAUUAAGAACUUUGCAGACAUGGUACCAAAUAUAUCUACAGCUGUCAGUGUUGUUAAGUUAUUAACUGUGUUAGCAGAUAAAUCUGACUCCAGAGAUCUUCAUGGACAAAUACCAAACAUUUGUGAGGAAUUUUUGAAAAGAGAGUGGAUGUCUGCAGAUGGACAAAAGGAAAAAGGUGUAAAAUAUAAUGAAAAUUUACAGAUAAUAAUUAGAGCAUUCAUGGUGUACUCAGAUGACCCAUUAUCAGCAGCUGAAACCAUAGCAACCAAAGGAAUGCCUGAGCUCUUGGAAACAGAUAAAAAUGGCUGCUCUGCCACCUUUCCCACAUUAAAUAGAUCAUCCUUUUCAACCUUCUACAGAGUUAUGUUUAAUCAGUUGAUUGAUUGUAUCAAAACUAUGGCACCAGCUAAGCAGACAGAUUCUAGAGAGGUGAAAAUAGACAAGCUACUACAGUGGAAUCAAGCUGUCAGAAUAUUACAUAUCCAUAUAAAUUUGAUAAAGGCAUUUGAUGGAAGAGGAAAUGUUACAUCAGCAUUAAAGUGUGGAAGACAGUUUAUAGAGAUAUUUCUGAGACAAGGCAUGCCAUUACUGGACACCAUGUUCCGUACAAACCGAGAGGAUGUACAAGGAUUACUGAAAAAUCUACAGAUUAGUACCAGAUAUCUACAUCAUAUGUGUGGACAUUCAAAGAUAAUGAAAGAUGUAUGUCUUACAAACUUGGUACCAUUGAUGAAGAAAUGUUUGGAAGCUUUUGUAUAUCGUGUCAAGGCUAUGCUGACUAUGAAUAAAUGUUUAGAAGCCUUCUGGUUAGGAAACCUGAAAAACAGAGAUUUACAGGGUGAAGAGAUUUUAUCCCAGACUUCCGCUACCACUGACCAGGGCAGUGAUGAUGAGGCUCCAGAGGAAGACCAAGAAGAAAGUGAUGUUGAAAUGGAUAACCAAAGUGAGGCUGGAGAUCAGACCAAUCAGGAUGGAGAUGAUAGUGAUGGACAAUCCUGCAGUGAAACUUUCUAAUGAAUGGACUGUUGCUGUUGUGCGAAUUAUUCAAAGAAAAUAAAAGUUCACAUGUCAAAAGAUGAAAUAAUUCAAAGAUGAUCUCUUUGCUCACAAAAACAGAUUAACUAGUUAUAAAGAUAUUACCUUGAGAAUAAGAUGUUAAUGGAUCUAAAAUGUUUUAAGAAAAUUGAUGAAUUUAAAGUUGGUCUUUGAAGACAUGAAUUGAACUUUAUAAUAGGAUAAUGUAUAAUUUUUGCAUGUGUAUGGAGGGUAUCUCAAAAAGAUUUCAGGGCUAAAGUUAAAUUUUGAACCCUCCAAAAUUUGUGGAGUUACUUGUAUAUUGAUUUAUAUUGAAAUCAAGAUUAUGGGCAUUUCAAUGUUUCAGAUCUACUGCAUAUAUAUUGAAUUAUGACAUAUAAAUUUAGAGAAUUUGAAGGAAAUUUAUAUAACAAAUGUGUUUAAUUAUAGUUUUUUUCAAUUGUAUGAAAUCUCCAAAUUUUGAUUGCAAUUUUUUUAAUUUUUUUUGUUGUGAAAUAAAAACUGCAUUGACAGAAAUUGAAGAGAGCAAAAAGAAAUAAGAUUUUUUUCUGAAUGGGUAGGAGACAGAAAAAGUUGAAAAUACUACAAUAUUCUGAAAAUGUCUUAAAAAGUGUUAUGGACCAUUACAUUUUUAGCUAAAUAUAUAUAUAAA
Molecule: messenger RNA, 5199 nt
Organism: Mytilus trossulus (common blue mussel)
Lineage: Eukaryota; Metazoa; Mollusca; Bivalvia; Mytilida; Mytilidae
Product: Fanconi anemia group D2 protein-like
Exons: 41
Coding region: 177-4526 (1449 amino acids)
Biological process (GO): homologous chromosome pairing at meiosis; interstrand cross-link repair; mitotic intra-S DNA damage checkpoint signaling
Cellular component (GO): condensed chromosome; nucleus
Molecular function (GO): DNA polymerase binding
Source: RefSeq, a predicted model, not a curated record